GCGACCGAUGCUUAAGAGCAAAGGAUUGUGGAUAGUUGGUGGUUUGUGUGUGACAUUGGAGAGAGCAAUGCUGGAGAGGUGGGUCAUUUGAGACUGGUGAGUAUCUUAUCUGCAAGGAUGGGCGCAAAUGCAUCCAGUGCUACGUCUACAGUCCAGGCAGCAGGGACAGUAGUACCUCAGCACACUGCUGCAUCUCCACAAGAAUGUCCAAUGCACCAAAAAAGUAAACCAUCUUCCCCACCACCUGGAUGUCCCAUGCACCAGACUGCUGCCUCAGUCCCAGAAGAGAGCCCUCCUGGUCCAGCUCAUCAGGAAAGAGCUUAUGAAUAUGUGGAGUGUCCAAUGAGAGCAGCAGCUGGAGAAAAGAAUAGAUCUAGUGACAUUGACCCAGCAAAUAUGAUGCCUCCUCCAAACCAGACCCCUGCCCCAGAUCAGCCCUUCUCUCUGUCUGUGGCAAGAGAGGAGUCUAAUAUUCCUCGAGCUGGGUCAGAAAAGAACUGGGUCUAUCCCUCUGAACAGAUGUUUUGGAAUGCAAUGCUUAGAAAGGGGUGGCGCUGGAAAGAUGAUGACCUUUCUCCAGGCGAUAUGACCAAUAUUAUCAAAAUUCACAACCAAAACAAUGAGCAGGCUUGGCAUGAAAUCUUAAAAUGGGAAGCCCUCCAUGCAAAGGAAUGCCCUUGUGGACCCACCCUGGUUCGCUUUGGGGGUAAAGCCAAGGAAUACUCUCCAAGAGCUAGGAUUCGCUCCUGGAUGGGCAGAUACGAAUUACCUUUCGACAGACAUGACUGGAUUGUAGAUCGCUGUGGAAAGGAAGUCCGAUACGUCAUUGAUUACUAUGACGGUGGAGCGGUUAACAAGGAAAACUAUCAAUUCACAAUUCUGGAUGUUCGUCCGGCCUAUGACUCUCUUGGUGCCGUGUGGGAUCGAAUGAAAGUGGCUUGGUGGCGUUGGACUUCAUAAAUCUUCAUCACACAGCUGAUUCUUCCCUCUUUCCCCAAAAUGAUAGAAAGAGCUAACAUGUUCUUUAGUCCUAAUUUAUGAUAAGGAUGUCCAUGUUAGGAUUUGAAAAACACCAUUUUAGCUACUUUUGUGACAUAUCUGACAUAUCUGGGAAUAAUAUAACUUGCGUCCAUCUAUAUCUGUACUUUUCACCGCUGACUCAGUGGCUGUGAUAAACAGGUUUUAUUUUGUUAGUUUCAGAUUUUCUUUAGGGUCUUUGAUACAAUAGUUCUAUUUAUUUUCUAAUCUUUGAUUCAGUUGUUCACCAUUGCACAUUUUAUUAAGUAAUGAAAGACAUGCUUGGGGGAAGAGUGUAGUAUUUAAUGCUGUAAUUUAAUUCAGUUUAAUUCAGAGCUCUUGGAUAACUAGGUUUUCAACCACAAUGAUUUAUGUGCUCCUAUUCUGUUCUGCCAGUUUAUAUACAGUAGAUGGGUGCAAUGGAAAUAAGGAACAAGUAAUAGGUUUAUUCCAUGCUGGGAAAAAAGAAGA
This is a messenger RNA of Lepisosteus oculatus (spotted gar), 1488 nucleotides long. It is a transcript of the gene hccsb, whose product is annotated as holocytochrome c synthase b. Gene Ontology annotation, cellular component: mitochondrion. Gene Ontology annotation, biological process: cytochrome c-heme linkage. Gene Ontology annotation, molecular function: holocytochrome-c synthase activity. The record is from RefSeq and is a predicted model, not a curated record. NCBI's taxonomy places the organism in Eukaryota, Metazoa, Chordata, Actinopteri, Semionotiformes, Lepisosteidae.